Messenger RNA from Aspergillus affinis, 1041 nucleotides. RefSeq lists its product as uncharacterized. Bases 1 to 1041 code for a protein of 346 amino acids. The transcript is spliced from 3 exons. The record is from RefSeq and is a predicted model, not a curated record. Lineage: Eukaryota; Fungi; Ascomycota; Eurotiomycetes; Eurotiales; Aspergillaceae.
AUGGCCCCCUUCGCACUCAUCCCACACGUGCCUCCAACGGUGGUAGGCCCUACCACUAAGAAGGCUACUCGUCCAACCCGGAUUCUCCCAAGGUCCCUAAUUGAGGGGGCCAAGGUAGAGAAGAAGGUGCCCUUUGACCCCGAUACGCACCUGGUCUACCAGCCUCCAGAGAAGAUCCACCUUAUGAAAGAAUUGGGUCUUGAAGGCGCUGGCAUCUCUCCUAAUGCCAUCUCCGAGCCCUUCCCACUCUUCUCGGAGGAGGCAAUCAGACAGAUGAGGGCUGAGAUCUUCAGCGAACCGGUCCUGGCUGAUUGUCAGUUUGCCUCGACGUUCUGCACCAACAUGGUUCGCGGGAUGGGACAUAAACGUGCCCCCUUUGUUUGCGAUACUUGGAAAUCACCCAGAGUUCUGUCCAAGGUCUCCGAGGUCGCUGGGAUCGAUCUCAUUCUCGCAUGGGAGUAUGAGAUUGCCAACAUCAAUAUCGCCGUCAAGGAUGACGAUGAAGUUGAUGGACCUGUCGACGUAAGAAAGACUGGAAAAGACGAUAACAUAGCCGCAUUUGGGUGGCAUUAUGAUAGCUUCCCAUUUGUUUGCGUGACGAUGCUUUCCGACUGCACGAACAUGAUUGGCGGUGAAACAGCAAUCCAGUUGCCUUCUGGUGAUAUCAAAAAGGUCCGCGGUCCGGCAAUGGGCUACGCGGUGGUCAUGCAAGGCCGAUAUCUUCACCACCAAGCACUCAAAGCUAUCGGUGGUCGGGAACGUAUCUCCAUGGUCACCCCUUUCCGACCUAAGGAUCCGCUUGUCCGAGAUGAGAUUCUUCUCGUCGGAGUCCGUGGUAUUAGUAACCUUGCCGAGUUGUACCCUCAGUACUACGAUUACCGGCUCGAGGUACUUGAGGAGCGCAUGAGAGCUCGAAGGAAGGCUGAGCGCGCGAGAGAGUUGGCUUACCGUCCGUUCAAUCUUGCGGAGGAGAGGGCAUGGAUCCGUGAUCAGAGAGACUAUCUGGAUUCAAUGUUGAAUGAGAUGUUUGAAGUUGAGUAG